AUCUUUAUUUAAUUAUGCCCCCUCGGUUGCGUCUCCGACCGAGCCGUAUCCCAGUGAACCAUCACCGAACAAAACAAGAGGCGGUCCCUCGUGGUACUCCGAGGCCGAGAUCACUCUUGGGCUGGUUUGCACACGCUCAAAGCCGACGGCCAUAUAUGACUCAACUGUGCCUGACCCCGCUGAUAUUUUGUCUGGGAGACUUUUCCGCGCAACUGAUCGGAGACGACGACUUCGACCCCCAUCGCUCGCUGCGGAGUGUCAUCAUUGGUCUUGUCAUCGCGAUUCCCAGCCACGAAUGGUUCCUGUUCUUGGGGCGGCGGUUCAAUUACAGCAGCUCCCCGGCUCUGUCGCUGGGGGCCAAGGUGGCGGUCAACCAGGCCUUUUACACACGCCGCUAUUCAACGUCUAUUUCUUUGCGUUCCAUGGCCUCCUCGCCGGGGAGGGGCUUUGGGCUGCCGUUGACAGAGUGAGACAGACGGCGUCCAUCAGUAUUCCCCGCAGCUUUCUCUACUGGCCCUUGGUGAC
Messenger RNA from Penicilliopsis zonata CBS 506.65, 525 nucleotides. RefSeq lists its product as hypothetical. The transcript has a single exon. NCBI's taxonomy places the organism in Eukaryota, Fungi, Ascomycota, Eurotiomycetes, Eurotiales, Aspergillaceae. Bases 156 to 470 code for a protein of 104 amino acids. The record is from RefSeq and is a predicted model, not a curated record.